AUGGCGGGGCAGUUGCGGAAAGAACAGACAUACGGGUGGUACCCGUCUGUCAGAGACAUCUACCUCAGCAAGAAUCAGCCCAUCCCAUAUCAUUUGGAAUGUCUCUACAAGUUCAAGGAGUCGGGCUACUACAAUCCCAAAGCAGAGCCUCCUGAGUCCACCAUCCGUAUUGGGAUACCUGCACCUCCAUCUUCUCGUCCAUCCACAGCCACGUCCAGCACCGGAAGUAGCGGCCGCGCGUCUUCGAGGCGAGCUAAGAGCGUGCCUGUCCCCAAGUUCACGCCUGUCCCCACCCUCCACAUUCCGACCCCCGCACAGUGUUGGUCGGCCCGGUUGUCCGAGACCCCCUACGGCGUGUUCGACCCCAACACCCCGACCUCUUCCAUCCCCAAGGGUGGCCUUGCCGCGGAGAAAGAAGAGAAGCGGGUGUCCACGGUCUCUUGGCCUGCUCAAAAGAUUGUUGGCAAGCUACGUCUUCGUGCCCAACGGGGAUGGCACCUGCCAGGUGUACUCUCCUCCCGUCGUGUGGCCCCAAGCUUCCCCGGUCCCUCCAACUCCGCAACGGUCGGCAUCGUCCAGAGCCACCAUCGGCAGCGCGGAAGGCGCAGACAUGCGGCAACAGCUGUGGCAGCGAUAUACGCAGCAGCAGCAGCAGGCACAGCAGGAACUGCAGCAGAAGCAACAGCGAUUCGAAGAAUACGUCGGACAGCUGCAGCAGCAGCAGCCACCGUACCUCCAGCGACGACCAGCGGCAGACAGGAGCGGGUCAAGAGCGCAUGCUCCUUCCGAGCCAAGCCCUUCAUUCCUCAGCGACCCAUCCACUCUGCUGGGCCCACCCGCCCUCCAGCGCAGACCGGCCACUCGUACAGCCAGCGGUGGAAGGGAGAUGAAGUCACCGGGGACAAGCUGAAAGCACAACCCAAAGCCGGCAAGACGACGAAGAAGAAGGUUCAGACCAAAGCUGCGAAGGUCGUGCCCGAAGAGCAAACCAAAAUCGUCGUCACCACCUGGGACGAAAGAAAGGUGCCCAACGAUGCGGAACCGCUUGGAAGGAUGCAGCCUCCCAAAUCUCCCGUUAGUGCAGAACGUUUGGCGACUAAGGAGAACCUUGGCACCGGCACCAGCUACGAGGAGGUGGUAGCGAAAUAUGGAUGGAGAGCGGAAGUGCAUGGCGAUCCUUACAACAUUAAGAAGAUCACUGAGCGAAAAUCAUAUUGCAUUAAGUGUGAGGAGCCGGAAAUACCACCAGACCCUCCUGGCGUUCACAUGGAAAACAAAGAAACGUUUUUCCUCAACACCAUCCCGCGGAGACCAGCCACGUUUGAUGUCCACCAGGAGUGGAUAUCGGAGACAAUUCAUGCCAAGCGUAUGGCGCUGCAGAAGAAGGAAGGCUUCCGAACACGGUGGAAAAAUUUCGCCUUUGCUUACUGAUGUACAGAAUUGUUGUUUUUUUUUAAAAUAUUGUUACAGAGAAGGUAUUUGACGGACAUCUUGACUUUUGACAGAGAAAAUUUAGCAUUCUUCUGUGGAUGCUUAGGGUUAUUUUUCGAUGUUUUUCACCUGUUCAGUCAGAGGUACAGUCCUGUUCAUUUGACACACACACGAAACAAAAAACUUUGACUGGAGACAGUGUAUCAGAUUCUUUACUAACAAACAUAUGGUCGAGUUGGUUCAAGGGAGAGCAUCUACAGUUUAUGAAGCCGGAGGACCAAAAGUUGUCUCCAGUAGUUGACAAUUACUGGCUUUGCCCCUUAAUUCUUUCUUGCAUAAAAUGAGACAAAGUGCAUAGUUAAAUGCAGUGCAAUGUCUAAGUAGAAGAUUUUCAGGUGUUUUUUUUUUGUUUUUUUUGCACAAAGAAUCAUCUUUACUUUAUUUAAAGUGACAAGAGACUUCAGGGUCAACACACAAAACGUUUUCAAAUGAUUCAGCACUGUUAGCAGUGUUUUACUGUUUAUUUGAUGAUUGUCAGCAAUUGUUACUGGCAGUGUUGUAAUGAAUGUGGCACAACACUGGCUUUUAUUUUGAUAAAUGUAUAUUUUUGAGGGGGAUUUGGAAAUUUAUUUUUGUUCUAGAUUAGUGAUGGGACCGCAAGUAUCGACGCUUAGCAUAGAAUUUACUGAACAGACUGCUUAUAACUUUUAUGGCUUCUGCGUAUUUUUAAAUUUGCCAUGUUUUAAACAAUAAAUUCAAUUUUUAUUUUUUUUAACAUUUUGCACUUCACUUUUUAGGGUUUUUUUUUUUUAGAUAUAGAUAUGAUUCCUUAUUAAAAAUGUUGGCUAAUUUGAUAACUGUUAUGUGCUGUUUUUUCAGCCAUGACUUGCAAAUCAAAACCACAUUAGCUGUUGAAAGAUUUAUUGUCGCAAUGUCAGCUGUGAUAUGCACUAUAAACAAAGAAAUCUGUUUAUAAGGGCUCUGUAUAUAAAAUGUUCACAUUUUUUCUUCAAGGUUAUUUAAUGUACUCAAAAAAUCUUUUCAUAUUUUCAACGACUAUUGUUUAAUCUUACUUGAAAUUGAUAUCCAAGUUUUUAUGCAUGCUUUAAUUAUGCUUGACCUCAGGUGUACACUCAUUAAGAAGCGAUCUUUUUUGAAUCCGCCAUGCCAUUUAUUUUACGCAAUACAUUGUGACUGUUAUAGAGGAAUAGGAACAGCCAUGUUUCAUCAGCACGUAUCAGUUGUCUGCUUUGUCUGGCACAAGAGCAGAAUCUAUGUCACUAUUAGUUUUUUACUCACCACUAUGAAAUAUAUAAUGCUUCUCAAAACCACCCUGUGUACCUGUACUUUGCUUUGCAGCUAACAGUGUUUAGGCACCAAAAUAUCCACAAGCAAUUGCAAAGCUUGAAUCCAUAAUUUUCAGGUCACAUUUUGUCAUUGUUUCAAGUGGCAGUGGAAAACAUCCCUUGAUGAACAUUUUUACUAAUUGUAAUCUAUUUCUAUUAAUUGUGAAAGCCCAAAUCCUUAAGUUAGGCACUUCAAGAAAAUGUUUUUUUUGUUAAAAUAAGUGUGACCUUGUUUGAAUCACAAGUCAUAAUAAUAUGAAAUUAACAUUUAAACUAUUUUUUAAAACAGUCACACCUAAGAACUGUUUUUCUGUCCUAAAAAAUGUGACAUACAUUCUGUGCCAGCAUCAUUUUUGUUUCCCAAGAAUAGUUCCCAGAUGUACGUGUAUAUUCCUUUUCUUUUUUCAAAGUACAGCUAAGAUAUUUUUAUAUCUGCAAUAUGGCUUGCAUGUUUGUAACGAAUGUUAUUCAGCUCCUCAGUGGCCAAGAACCUGGGAUGUUUAUGUUGGCAGGUACAAUACACAUUGAAUAAUUAUAAAUCACGAAUUUCACAAAAGCAAGACCACAAUGACUUUUUAUGUUAGAUUUUUUUUUUAUUCCUUAUUUCUAACAGGGUAGAUGGAAAGAAUAGCAAGAACUUUACAUUCUAUGCAUAAGGCCAGAUACAGAAUUUCUGCUUAGCAGUUCAUGCUGUGUUUAAUGAACGUUUGCAUGCAUCAUAUGUAAAAUGAAAACUUUCAUUUCUAAACAGUU
This is a messenger RNA of Pomacea canaliculata, 3530 nucleotides long. RefSeq lists its product as uncharacterized. The coding region runs from base 1 to 1431 and encodes 476 amino acids. The transcript has 4 exons. The record is from RefSeq and is a predicted model, not a curated record. Lineage: Eukaryota; Metazoa; Mollusca; Gastropoda; Architaenioglossa; Ampullariidae.